AUGGCACCGCAUAGUGUCAGUCCACCACCCCGGGCUUUCGGACACGGAACAGAUUCCCCGCCCCACACUGAUACGAGGAAUUGUCUGCCACGAAACGCUCCAUGCCUUUCGUAUUGGCACAGGACGACCAGGGCUUUUAAGUAUCUCACCGCUAAUGCUGAGUCAACAGUACCAGCAUCUUCCCUGUAUGUGAUUAUUGGAUCUGGAAUAUCCGGCGCUUUGACUGCAUUCUCUCUGAUUGAAAAUGGUGUCAAAGGUGAAGAUAUUGUUAUCUUGGAAGCCCGUGAAGCAGUCUCGGGGGCCUCUGGGCGAAAUGCAGGGCAUGUGAGGCCUGAUGCAUUUCGAGGGUUCCAGGCGUAUGCGGCAACGCAUGGUUCGGAACAAGCCAUCAAAAUCAUUAAGAACGAGAAACUGGUAUUUGAAAAGAUCGAUGAAUUUGUCAAGAAGCACAACGUGCAUUGUGACUUCCAUCCAACCACCACUUUUGACGUAUGCCUCACACCGGAAUUUGCGGCAUAUGAAGCCGACAGUUUCACGGCCUUUCAAAGAGCGGGUGGAGAUGUCGGUCAUGUGAAGUUCUAUCAGGGGGAAGAGGCACAAAGGCGAACUCGGGUACCUGACGCAGUAGCUGCAUAUGAAUGGCCUGCAGGAAGCAGCCAUCCUGCUAAGCUUGCACAAUGGCUUUUGAGCAAUUCGAUAGCCAAAGGGGCUAAAAUGUGGACUUACUGCCCAGCCACACAGAUUUUCAAGGGAACACAGGAUCACUGGGAAGUGCAGACGCCAAGGGGUACAAUCCAAGCAGAAAAGGUCAUUCACUGUACAAAUGCUUCAGCAGCAGCUCUUCUUCCACAACUCAGUUCUUUCAUCACGCCGAAUAAAGCGCAGGCACAUUCUGUGAUCCCCACUCGGGCAUUCUCAGGGGAUAAAGUGCUUGAAAGCACAAUGUCCUUGCGAUAUAGCAUGCACCAUUUUUACUCCUUAAUCCAACGUCAGGAUGACGGGACCAUCAUCCUGGGUGUUUCAAGAGCGAAUCCAGAGAUGAUUGCAGAGACCAAGGACCAGAUUGUGGGCUUUGAUGACUCUUCGGCCAACUCUGAGAUCGUUGAAGAUGCCAUGCGUAGGUUUAAGAUCAUUUUCCCCGAAGCCAACACGAAGACAAGACAUGGUGAGGGUCUCGAUUAUGCAUGGACAGGUAUCAUCGCAAUGACACCUGACUCUGUUCCUCUGGUCGGACCAAUUGAUGAGUUACCAGGACAGUAUAUUUGUGCAGGCUUUAACGGUCAUGGAAUGGCCCGCAUAUUCACAUGUGCUCCGGGACUUGCAAGACUAAUUACCGGAGGAUCGUGGGUAGAGACUGGUCUGCCAGAGUGCUUUCAAUAUAGUGUCGAAAGAUUGUCGAAAGCAUCUCAAAAGAGCAAGACGGAAAGUGCUUGGUGA
Messenger RNA from Exophiala bonariae, 1437 nucleotides. RefSeq lists its product as uncharacterized. Gene Ontology annotation, cellular component: cytoplasm. NCBI's taxonomy places the organism in Eukaryota, Fungi, Ascomycota, Eurotiomycetes, Chaetothyriales, Herpotrichiellaceae. The record is from RefSeq and is a predicted model, not a curated record. The transcript has a single exon. The coding region runs from base 1 to 1437 and encodes 478 amino acids. Gene Ontology annotation, molecular function: oxidoreductase activity.